AUGAUUCCUCCGGGGGAAUGCCUCUAUGCUGGGAGGAAAAGGAGGAAACCCAUUCAGAAACAAAGGCCUGCAGCUGGAAAUGAAAAAUCAAAUCCUUCAAAGAGGCACAGGGACCGCCUAAACGCAGAACUAGACCAUCUGGCCAGCCUCCUGCCUUUCCCACCCGACAUAAUAUCCAAGCUGGACAAGCUGUCUGUGCUGCGCCUUAGUGUCAGCUACCUGCGAGUCAAAAGUUUCUUUCAAGCCAUUCAAGAAAAGCACUUUAAGAAACAAGUUGGUCAGACAAUAAAAGAAGAUAAUGUAUCUAACAAGACUGCUGUCCAGGAAGGUGGACUUCUACUAGAGUCACUGAAUGGUUUUGCAUUGGUGGUGAGUGCAGACGGAAUGAUAUUUUAUGCAUCAUCAACGAUUGUGGACUACCUAGGGUUUCAUCAGACUGAUGUAAUGCACCAAAACAUAUAUGAUUACAUUCAUGUUGACGAUCGCCAGGAUUUCUGUAGACAACUGCACUGGGCCAUGAAUCCACCUCAGAUGUCUGGACAGCAACUACAGACAGAAACAGGAGAAGAAUAUAUUCUCAGUAAAUUGUUUAAAGCACAAGAGAAUGACAGCACAACAACAGAUUAUUCUUCCUUCUUAACUCGUUGUUUCAUCUGUCGAGUUCGCUGCUUGUUGGACAGUACCUCUGGCUUCCUUACAAUGCAGUUUCAAGGCAAACUGAAGUUUCUUUUUGGACAGAGGAAGAAGUCCUCAUCAGGAGCAGUAUUACCACCUCAGCUGUCCUUAUUCUGCAUAGUGGUACCACUACUUCUCCCUUCUGUGACAGAGAUGAAGAUGAAAAGCCUACUUGUGAAAACAAAACACAAAGCUGAUGAUGCAACAGUGAAUACAAACUCCAGUUCCAAAGGUAAUUCAGGUCUGUGUGAAGCAGCAGAAUUAUAUGGAAGAAAUAGUCACCAUGAAGGUGCAACUUUUGCUAAUGUAUUACAGAUUACUGAAAACCAAUUCAAAGCGAAGAAUAAUGGAGAAAAUGGCAUUUCUCUAGUCAAAGUACAAACAAAUGAAGAUCACUGGGUCUGGGUUCAAGCUAACACUCAACUUCUGUAUCGAAGUGGUUGUUCAGAAUAUGUUGUUGCCCAACAGCAAAUGCUAAAGGAAGAAGAUGAACAACUGAAGAUACCGAACAGUUUUGCCAGUUUGAAGGGAAACCUGGAAGGACUUUCCUACAACAGUGCCAUUGAAACUCUGGGCCAACUGAAGCAUCUCAACUGGACAGCAGUAAAAAAUGAGCAAGAUAAUGUAAAAGUGAAGUUUGAGCCUCAUACAAAUGGUGAGUGUUUUGUGCAGGAGGAAUCUCUCAGUUCUAAUACACCAAUUUUAGGCAUUCAAAACAACUGCACCACAAACAGUAGCUGGACUUUCAGAAACUCAAGCUCUUGUUCUAUAAAUCAGCGAAUGAAUGCAUGUUCAAACAGAAGAGCUGGAUCAUUCUACAACAGAGACCAAAGUUUCUUAAAUUUAGCAUCAACUUGUCCUUCCCACUGGGGUAGUGCAGAAAAUUGUCAGUCUUACUCAGGCUUACAACAACGUGCUGUGGAGAACUAUACUACAGACCACCUGAAACUGCAGAGAUCGCUAAUAUCCUCGGAGUCUCUCUAUGAUGCAUCGUUUCCCUUGGAUAUGCCUAUCAAAACAGAAUAUGAUUCUGAUUCUGAAAACAUUGCUGAUAACUACCCAAUGCCACAAAACCGAGCCUGGCUGGAUGAGAACAGCACCCUGAGGAAGCAGUUGUUCAGCUAUCCCAAUAGGGUGCACCUUAAAGCAGAACCGGACCUCUGUCAGCAAGCUUCACCUUGCCAGAAGCCAAGGCACUGCCUUUACACACCACAUAACUGGCAGUGCAUUGUAGCAAAUCAUCCCAGCAACCUCAAUCUGAACAGAUCUUGCAAGGGUUUGCGUAACAGAGAGGUGUCCCCUUUUUGCCCCCAGAACUCCUCCGCCUGCUUUGAAAGCUUGCCUGACCUGCCGCACGCUGAGGGCUAUGGCCAGUUCUACAGCCCUGCUCCGGGGGAGAAGGAGCAGAGUAAUGAGCUGUUUAAAAUGCCAUGUGAAUUUAAAAACCCUUGCUUGGUUCAAGCAAUCAAGCGCGAGCCCCUGGAUUCCCCACCGUUGUCCAACAUUGGACAGAACACAGCACACAUGAGCUUCCCUGAAAAUACAACAGCAGGUCCUGUGCCUCAUAAAGCCACUGAAUGUACAUUCUUACAAUAGAUUUUGUAGCAUUGGGAAUAUUUAUAAUGUUGAAAACAAGAAGAAAUUGUAGCUUCACUUCCAGUUGGGUUAAAUGAGUUACUAAAAUUAAAAAACAGUGGAAAGAUGUUAAGUGUGUGUGUGUGCGUGUACUUCUGUGUGUGGAACAAAACAGACACAGAUGCACACUCACUCCCACACAUGCCUUUAAACACAGCCAUUCUCUUAGUGAUCUUUGGAAAGAAUGAAAGACGAAACCUCAGAUACAGAAAAAUUAUUGCACAGGUGUACCUGCUAAUGUGUCUUCAUCAUUUUUCCUCUCAUGUCUGCAGUUCUGUAACAAGGUGUAGCUAUUUCUGAUUUUUGCCUUUGCUUUUUUUUCUCAAGCUGAUGUGAUGCCUCUGUGAAAAGACAAAAUGUUUAUGGUGUUCAGUGUGGCCAGGAGUUUACCUUUGGUGUUAUUCAUUUUUAUUUUUAGCCACUCUAAUAAGUAUCAGCUAUUCCUUUUUCUCAAUAUUGAAUUAAUGACAACAGGCAAGGGCUUCCCAAACACACAGAGUAUUCUUGAUUUAAAUGGACAGCAUUAAUUUAAAACAAAUAGCAUUCACAAAAUGCAUUACAAAUUAUUGCACUUCAAAUAGUUUUUUUUCCACAUGUUUUCUACACAAUAAUAAUGCUUUAAUACAUAUUUUCCAUUUUAAAGCCAUUUGUCUUUUAUGUUGCUGUUUGAAAAACUGAACAAUAGGAUGUUAUCCACUUCUUUAAGUGAGUUACAAAAGGCUUUUAAAUGUACAUGAGAAGAAAAUAUUUCACCAGUUAUCUUCCCUGCUCUUGUAACAUUAACAAAAGAAAUGCACUUUUAAAUGUGAUGGUAUCUCUUUGACUGAUAGCAGCUUGUUGGUCAUUGUCAUCUGACAGCAAAAAUCAAAUCCCAAAUAAGAUUAGAAACAUUUUUUUUAAAAGCAUCUUCAUUUCAUCUUCUAAAGAAAAUUUUAAUCUCACUGAGAGACGACUAGAUUUAUGACUUUCAAAAGCACUUUGGUGCACUUCUGUGCUUUUGAAAACAGAUCCAUAUGCUUUCUUUUGAAGCCAGAUAGUCACGUAUUUCCACUUUAAAAAACAAUCUACAACUUCAGUUUUGGUUGUUGUAGUUUGACUCCUGCACUAAUUUUGUUUUAAAAUUGCACUAUUUCAACUUUAUAUCACCUUCAACUAUAGAAAACCCAUAUCAUUAAAAAAAAACACAACUAGAUGUAUAUGUGCUUUUUUUAAAGAAGUCCUAUAGUGAAUGUUUUCUUUUUCAAAAUGUUAUAAAUAUUUCUGAUGUCUUCAUUCCUUCUAGCUACUGUGGGCAUGGCUGUACACAUGCCAGUGAAGUGGCAUAAAUUUCUCCCUAAUGCUGUAAGUGGCGUAAGUGCAGUUUUCAGGUAGGGGAAUAGUUUUGCACAGGGAGUGGCACCUGGGAGGCCUCUUCUCCAAGUCUGGUAGAAGUUACUGCCUGCACAUUAGAGUUGGCAGAAGUAAACACGUGCAUUCUUUGCAUGUCAGUUCAGCUUAUGAACAAUGAUUUGAUCAAUGGUUUGCUGCACUUUACACAGAAAUAAAACUUUUGAUGAUUGUCCUGCAUAAGGACAUGUUCCCCACAGAAAGACAAGAAUGGAUAAGAAGGGCAAUAAUGUCUUUCUGCAGCUCAAGUUAAUUCUGCCAUAGUCCAGCUGACCUAACUCAAGCAAUAGAACAUCUCAUUUUUUUGGCAUCUGAGAUCUAUCAGUUCCCUGCUAACUACACACUGUCCCUUACUUGAGAUAGUCUUCAUAUCUUUGCCUUAACACUUUCACCAGUGGGUACAAUGCAACAUCAGACCCAAUUCAGACAUGAAACUGUAAUGGUGGAUUUUACUCCACAGUCUAGUAUAUCAUUGUUCAUCUCACAUAAAGCUAAGCCCAAUCAGUCAAAUUGAUCUUGGUAUUCGAGUGAGACUGUGAGAAAUCAGCAGAGCUGCACAAAGUCUGUCCCACUGAUUCACUAUAUACAAAAACAAGAGCAGAAAUGGGGUAUUGUAGAGAUAGGGCAAUGUGGAGCAAGUGGAGGACAUGUUGGCAUGACUGCCAGAAAGCUAUUUGUUUAACUCCACUCUUGGACUCACCGUGAUACUCCUCCAAAUGAGACUACCCAGGCCUGCCUGGUUCAGCACUACUUUACAUCUUCUCUUAUCAUUUGUAUUAGUGCAAUGUGACCAUAAAACACUACUAUCCACAUCUGGAAAUGUUGAUGCCAUUUUGCACAGAUGUAAAUGGUCACAACAGGGGCAAUGUUGCAGAGCACUGUGCCUCCAAGUGCCUUGUCUGUGACAAAUAUUUCAUGGCAUAACUGCAGAGGCAGAAUUAUAUUAUCCCAACAGAAGUUCUCUAAACUGAUGUAGAAUGAAGUCUAUUUUGUUGACUUAUCUUAAUUUAAAGCUCUUUUCGUCUAUUUCAGCAGAGAAGACUUUUCUCAGGCUCCCAACAAAUCCAGUCAUAUUUUAGCCAUCUUAACAGAUAUUGUAAGAAUUGGUUAAAAUUCUGCAUGUAGGAAAAUCUAAUCUGAUACAAGAAUGGCCUUCUUCUCAGAGGAUGAGUUAAGGUGUCACUUCAAAUGAGAUGUCACCUCCUAACUCCUCCCUAUGCAAAUAUGAUUAGAUUUCCUUCCUUAUUGUUCCAUAAAGUCUAAAUCCAUUAAAAAUACAGGGUAAUUUACACUUAGGCCAUAUAUCAGGUUUGAUUUUAGCCACUUAGCUUGUGGCCAAGUUGUUACUGCCAGGCUCACAUAAAAAAAAACGUUAUCAAUGGAGUCUGUUUUGGGAAAAGUUAUCACAUAUGCAGCAGUCUCCUAUGAAAUGCACUUAUUAAGAGAUGGGCAACUUAUCGUACUUUUCAACAACUGCUGGCCACUGUUGAUAGUAAGAAAAAAAAGGUCACUUUUGUUUAAGAACUUUGCAGAUUGCACUAUUUGGGAAAAUAAAUGCUGAAAACCAAUCUCUUCAUAUCUGUUUUUCAAGACCAGGUAUCUGUCCUUCAUCCCCUCUGGACUAAAAUCUGACAUUGCAUUGUACCCUGUUAAAUUACCAGUGAUUUAAUGUUAUAAAACCUUUUUGUAUGCAGGCAUUAAUGAUCCCAUGGCAGAGGAAAAAGACAGGGCAGUUGCUUUAAAUUGUUACUUUCUCUUUGUAGUGGUCGCUGUUUUAGUAUUAUUGGUACUACUUUAAAAACUACCGUUUAGAAAAGAAGAGUUUAAGAUGCUUCCAGUCAGUGAUGUUUGGCUUUUAUUCUCAGUAAGUUUGUAUUUAUAUCCUCCAAGCACAGCCCUAAGAUCUGUUUUAGGAGCCUCUCAGUGUAUUUAUUGUAACAAGAAAAAAAUUCCUCUCAUAGAAGAAAUGCCCAAUGAAAUGGUUGUGUGCUACAAACAUGGAGUAUUCAAGCUGAAAGAAAUGCAUUUCUUUUUCCAGUGUGGAUGCAAUGCUUUCUAAGACCUGACUGACAAUAGCAUUCAAACUUUCUCAGCUGUAAAUUCUUCAGAGGCAGAACAAACUUCUUAAUUCUGGUAUUCAGAGGCUUGGUGGUUUGUUUUCUUGGAUUUGUGUGUGUGCAAUUUUUUUUGUGUGUGUUUUUUGUAGUUGUCUGAGAGUGCAUUUGCCUCUGAGAUGUUACUUAGCCCACAGACACCAGUGAUUAUUAUCAGUGCUAAAGCUGUUGCCUUCACUGUGAAUUUGGCCUCAUUUAGCUGUUAGUGGACAGCUGCACAGAAUCUUACAAAUACUGGUCCAAUUAAAGCGUAUCACUUAAACCCCUUGUUUUUACCUAAAAACCAGCCUGAUUUGAGCUAAGGGUAAACGUGUACCAUAGAGUGGAUUUUUUUGGCUAUUCUAAGGUUUGCCAGGAUGCAGUUAAGACCAGUGGCUGAAACUGGGGCAGACCUUCACUGUAGGUAACAACUAUCGAUAAUUUAUAUUUAAUCCAGACUCUUGGGAUACCAAAACAGAACUUUGUUUUGAGAAUCUAAAGAGAGAGCAAUGUGUGUGCAAGGGAUGACCUCGUUUCAGUUGGUCCACAGUCUGGAGAUUUAACUAGUGAAAUAGAAGAGCAAACAGCUAUACCUAAAUUUUUUGUAGGACAGACUGACUUCCUAGUACUUGAUUAUAAUGUGUUAAUGUUUUCAUUGCCCUUAAUUAGAUGACACUGAUAUAUUCUUGAAAUCCUUAGAACUGAGUCUCAGUGUCCUCUGGAUGGCUUAGGGAGGUCUGACAUUUGUAUGUCACCAGUUCAGAAUGACUUCUUGUUAUGAUCCUUGAUAUAGUAUUAACAUUGACAGGGCAUGUGCAAUUCUCCUGGAAAUUCCCAAUACUUAAAAUACUUACGUGGAAAGCAUCCAGCCUGAGGCAAGGAAUAGUCUGUGGGAUAGAAUCAGCUUCUGCUUCCUGGAAGCCCUGCUUAACUCUUUCUGUUGAAGCCAUAUUGGAACUUAAGUAGAACAACACCACACAGGGAAUUUAUUUCAUAAAAGCCA
Molecule: messenger RNA, 6792 nt
Organism: Phasianus colchicus (ring-necked pheasant)
Lineage: Eukaryota; Metazoa; Chordata; Aves; Galliformes; Phasianidae
Gene: AHRR
Product: aryl hydrocarbon receptor repressor
Biological process (GO): regulation of transcription by RNA polymerase II; response to xenobiotic stimulus; xenobiotic metabolic process
Cellular component (GO): nucleus; aryl hydrocarbon receptor complex
Molecular function (GO): protein dimerization activity; nuclear receptor activity; transcription cis-regulatory region binding
Source: RefSeq, a predicted model, not a curated record